AUGUUCAGGUGGUCGGAUGCUGAGGUGGGCAUUGAUGUUUCUAGGGCUCCAAGGGUGCUUGUGAUGUCCAAGGACUUUCUGCGCAGCAAGUCAGAGUUUCUCAUCUCCGAGGUGGGAUUGGAGCCGGCCUACAUUGCUCAAAGGCCGGCAAUUCUCACUCUUAGCCUAGAUGGCCGUCUUAGGCCCCGACACUACAUUAUGAAGUUUCUCAAGGAUAAUGGAUUACUGGAGAAUGAUCGGAGCUACUAUGUCGCAGUCGUAGUGAGCGAUAACGAUUUCAUGAAGAAGUACAUAUGCCCUUACCAGGAAGCUGUGCCGCACCUCGCUCAAGACUAUGCUGCUGCUUGCAAAGGGGAAGUGCCGACUAUUUUCAGAUUCACAUGA
Messenger RNA from Triticum turgidum subsp. durum (durum wheat), 384 nucleotides. Lineage: Eukaryota; Viridiplantae; Streptophyta; Magnoliopsida; Poales; Poaceae. The record is from the annotation of a GenBank genome assembly.